This is a messenger RNA of Populus nigra (black poplar), 3768 nucleotides long. RefSeq names its product receptor-like protein 9DC3. Gene Ontology annotation, molecular function: protein binding. The record is from RefSeq and is a predicted model, not a curated record. NCBI's taxonomy places the organism in Eukaryota, Viridiplantae, Streptophyta, Magnoliopsida, Malpighiales, Salicaceae. The transcript has 2 exons. Bases 90 to 3230 code for a protein of 1046 amino acids.
ACUAAUCACAAUUUUGAUUUCCGUCUACCCGAGUGCUAUAGCACCUUAAUUUCAUUCAGCGUCCACUGUCUUGAAUACUGAAAGAGAAAAUGGGAUGUUUACUACGGUUCACUCAGUCUGUGUCUUUAAUUUUGUUUCUCUUGCAUUUUAAUCCAACAGUUUCCUCAUCCUUGUCUUCAAAUUUCUCCUCUUCAGCUCAAUUAUGUGCCCGUGACCAAAGUAUUCAUCUGCUCCAAUUCAAAGAAUCUUUUCUCAUUGAUCCUUAUGCUUCUUUUGAGGGUUGUGCAAAUGCCAAGACAGAGUCAUGGAAAGAGGGCACAGAUUGCUGCUUGUGGGAUGGGGUGACUUGCGACAUCAAGAGUGGGCAAGUCAUUGGGCUUGACCUUGCUUGCAGCAUGCUUUAUGGCACUCUCCAUUCCAAUAGCACUCUCUUCUCCCUUCAUCAUCUUCAAAAGCUUGACCUCGCUUACAAUGAUUUCAAUCUCUCUCAUAUUUCAUCUCAGUUUGGCCACUUUUCCAGUUUGACACAUCUUAACCUAAACUAUUCGGAUUUUACUGGCCCAGUUCCAUCACAAAUCUCUCAUCUGUCCAAACUGGUUUCACUUGAUCUCUCUUAUAAUAACAAACUGGCACUAGGACCAAUUCCUUUUAACAAGCUUGUUCAAAACCUAACCAAGCUAAGAGAACUCCUUUUGAGCGAGGUAGACAUGUCAUUGGUUGUACCCAGUUCCUUGAUGAAUCUUUCUUCUCCUUUGUCAUCACUCCAACUCGUUGACUGUGGAUUCCAAGGGAAAUUACCAAGUAACGUUCCUGGGCUAUCAAACUUGCAGCUGCUAGAUUUGUCGGGGAACAUAGACCUUACUGGCUCUUUUCCACCAUUCAAUGUGAGUAAUGCUCUUUCAUACUUGGAUCUAUCAAUGACGGGGAUUUCAAUACAUCUACCACGGCUUGGCAACCUCACACAACUCACUGUGUUGGACAUUUCAUAUAACAACUUGAGGGGUCACAUCCCUUUCUCUAUAGGAAAACUUAAGCACCUCCAGACCUUGAAUCUCGGAUUCAACAAUUUUACAAGCCUGGUUCCAUCUGAUUUUGAGCAGCUCUCUGAGUUGGAUUCACUUGAUCUCUCCGGGAACUCUUAUCUGACACUAGAUUCAUCUUCUCUUAACAAGCUUGUUCAAAACCUAACCAAGUUAAGAGAACUCCGUUUGCGGUCGGUAAAUAUGUCUCUGGUUGUACCUACUUCCUUGAAGAAUUUGUCGUCUUCUUUGUCAUUUCUUUCUUUCGGGAAUUGUGGGUUGCGAGGGAAAUUCCCAGCUAACAUCUUUCUCCUACCAAAUCUUGAAUUUCUCAAUUUGGGGGGUAACGUAGGCCUCACAGGUUCUUUUCCUUCCUCCAAUGUGAGCAGUUCCCUCGAGGAGUUGGCUCUUUUUGAUACGAAAAUCUCAAUUUCUAUCGAGAAUGACUUAAUCAAUAAUCUAAAGUCGUUGAAAAAGCUGGUUCUCAGAAACUGUAACAUUAGCGAAAGAUCAAAUCUAGCCCUACUUGGUAACCUCACACAGCUUAUUGAUUUAGAUCUCUCAUUUAAUAAUUUGAGUGGCCGCAUCCCAUCAUCACUGGCAAACCUUGUGAAUCUCAAUUGGUUGGAUCUUAGUUCCAAUAAUUUCAAGGGUCAGAUUCCAGAUUUUUUGGGUAGCCUGACACAACUUCAACGUUUAUUUUUAUCAGAUAAUCAAUUGCUAGGCCCUAUCUCUCCUCAAAUAAGUAGCCUUCCAUAUCUAACAUCUCUCAUGUUAUCUGAUAACUUGUUCACGGGCACAAUACCGUCCUUUUUGUUUUCUCAUCCCUCUCUGCAGUAUUUGGACCUCCAUGGCAACUUAUUCACUGGGAAUUUAAGUGAAUUCCAGUACAAUUCAUUAAUAUUGCUUGAUUUGAGCAAUAACCACUUGCAUGGCCCAAUUCCAAGUUCAGUUUUCAAUCAAGAGAAGUUGAUAGUCCUUAAACUUGCAUCCAACAACAAGUUAACAGGAGAGAUUUCUUCUUCUGCUUGUAAGCUGACAGCCCUACAAGUCCUUGACUUGUCCAACAACAGCUUGAGUGGUUUUAUACCACAAUGUCUGGGGAACUUUAGCAGCAGCCUCUCAGUUUUGCAUCUUGGCAUGAAUGAUCUCCAAGGCACAAUCCUUUCAAGGUUUUUGGUGGGGAAUAACUUGAGAUAUCUCAAUCUCAAUGGCAACGAAUUGGAAGGGGAAAUACCACCAUCUAUGAUCAACUGUACACAAUUGGAGGUUCUUGAUCUUGGCUUCAAUAAGAUAAAAGGCAAGUUCCCCUACUUUCUCGAUACGCUUCAAGAGCUACAGGUUCUUGUUCUAAAAUCCAACGAACUCCAUGGGUUUGUGAAAGGUCCGACGACCAACUACACCUUUUCAAAACUAAGGAUUUUUGACAUCUCCAGCAAUAAUUUUAGUGGACCAUUGCCAACUGGGUAUUUCAACGGUCUGGAAGCAAUGAAGACCUUGGAUCAAGAUAUGAUUUACAUGAAGGUUAGUAACAUCAGUUAUGAUUAUUCUGUAAAACUGACGUGGAAAGGGCUGGAAAUUGAGUUUGCGAAAAUUAGAAGUACCCUCGCAUCCAUUGAUUUGUCGCACAACAGCUUUAUUGGAGAGAUACCAGAGUCGAUUGGAAAGCUUAAUGCACUUAGACAGCUAAACUUCUCUCACAACUCUCUUACAGGAUAUAUUCAACCUUCAUUGGGGAAUUUGGCCAAUCUGGAAUCGUUAGAUCUCUCUUCAAAUUUGCUUGCGGGAAGGAUUCCGAUGCAGUUGGCAGAUCUAACAUUUCUUAGUGUCCUAAACCUUUCACAUAACCAGCUAGAGGGACCCAUACCUAAAGGAAAGCAGUUCAACACGUUCAAUAAGGGCUCAUUCGAAGGAAACUCGGGCUUGUGUGGAUUUCAAAUCUCAAAGGAAUGCAAUAGUGGUGAGACACAACAACCACCACCAUCAAACUCCGAAGAAGGAGAUGAUUCAUCACUGUUCGGAGAUGGAUUUGGAUGGAAAGCAGUUGUGAUGGGGUAUGGAUGUGGGUUUGUGCUUGGAGCUACAGUGGGAUACAUAGUGUUUAGAACAAGAAAACUGGCAUGGUUUGUGAGGAUGUUCGAAGUUCAAUGGAAUCUGAAAACAAAAGGAAGAAAGAAGAAAGCUCACAGAAACGGUGCAAGAAGAAACUAACCGUUGAAGCAGGUAUUUUCAGCAGAACAGGCUAUUCAUUCAACCACUAGGGAAAUCUUUUACAAGAAUACAACGAAGUUCAUCUGGGUGGCUGUAAACCCAGUCAAGAAGACAUUUGAAACAUCUAGUCGCUCUGGCUUUCCACUCUGCGGCAACAUUUGCUCUUCUAACCACCCAAGCUACUGUCACAAAUUGAUAGCAUGGAGCACUUGUUUCUCAUCAUCAGUUUCUACAAUCACUUGGCAAGUUGAAGACUGACUGCCCAACGCAAAAUUCUACCUUAUGUGAUGCAUCGCCAAUAAUUAUAGCUGUGAUUUUCUACCAUGCGAAUAACAUUAGAAUGGAAGAUUCGAAGUGUUGGACCCAUCUUCCACUCUACAUCUGUUUUACUCUUCUGGUGUUAGGUUUUUUCUUUCUUUCCCUCCUUUUUCAAUGGUUUUCUUGCAAUGAUGGGUGUUGAUAAUGUGAAGACACAGUCAAUGUAUGCUUAAAACCGUUCUGUAAUAUAUAGUUAAUUUCAAGAAGCCUGAAUUUGGCA